Erigeron canadensis is the source of this 1809-nucleotide messenger RNA. Its product is annotated as sugar transporter ERD6-like 16. The transcript is spliced from 16 exons. NCBI's taxonomy places the organism in Eukaryota, Viridiplantae, Streptophyta, Magnoliopsida, Asterales, Asteraceae. Gene Ontology annotation, biological process: transmembrane transport; carbohydrate transport. Gene Ontology annotation, cellular component: membrane. Bases 156 to 1628 code for a protein of 490 amino acids. The record is from RefSeq and is a predicted model, not a curated record. Gene Ontology annotation, molecular function: sugar transmembrane transporter activity.
UAUUUCUCAAAAAAAUAAAAUUUCUCACUUACAUCACCCAUAUACAAUCAUUGCAUUGUCCUUAUAAAUAUCUAUAGGAUUUUAUUAGAUUUCACAAAAAAAUAUCUCCUUUCUAGCUAUUUAUCCUUGCCCCUCUGCUCUGUAACUACGUACUAAUGGCGAUUACUGAGCACAGGGACAUUGAGAAAGGAGAUAAUAAGGGGCUCGAAGAUUUGUUCGAGCCACUUAUUGAUGACUACAGUUCUAAAAAGAAUUUCAAUGAUGAGGCGGUUAAAAAACAAGAAGUCAUAAUUCAGAAUGAUUCGAUUGGGAUGGUUUUGUUGAGUACUGCUGUUGCGGUUUGUGGCUCUCUUGAAUUCGGGUCAUGUGUUGGAUAUUCUGCUCCUGUUCAAUCUGAUAUCAGCAUUGAUUUGAAUUUAUCCGUUGCUGAGUAUUCACUAUUUGGUUCAAUUGUAACAAUUGGAGCAAUGAUUGGAGCAAUUACGAGCGGUAGAAUUGCAGAUACAAUCGGUCGAAAAGGGGCCAUGGCAUUAUCAGCUGUUUUCUGUAUAGCAGGAUGGCUUGCCAUCUUUUUCACCAUGGGAACUUUUACUCUUGAUACGGGCCGGUUCUUCACUGGAUAUGGCAUAGGGAUUUUCUCUUAUGUGGUUCCAAUAUAUAUUGCUGAAAUAGCACCCAAAAACCUACGUGGAGGGCUCACCACUCUCAAUCAACUCAUGAUUGUUACUGGUUCAUCGAUAUCAUUCUUGUUGGGAACCGUUGUUUCAUGGAGAACAUUAGCUUUAACCGGACUUGUCCCCUGCAUGCUUCUGCUUGUCGGCCUAAUGUUUAUUCCAGAAUCCCCUCGAUGGCUGGCAAAAGUAGGACGCAUAGCAGAAUUCGAGUAUUCUUUACGCAAACUCCGUGGUCAGAAAGCAAACAUUGCUGCUGAAACCGAUGAGAUACAUGAAACUAUAUAUACUCUUCAAAGUCUUCCUAAAGCUAGACUAUCGGAUUUAUUCAAUGAAAAAUACAUCAAAGCCGUUAUUAUUGCUGUUGGAUUAAUGGUAUGCCAACAAUCUUGUGGAAUCAAUGGAAUAGGAUUCUAUGCAAGUGAAACCUUUCAAACUGCUGGACUUUCAUCGGGUAAAACUGGAACCAUUGCCUAUGCCUUAAUUCAGAUUCCUGUAACGAUGCUCGGGGUAUUCUUAAUGGACAAAUCAGGGAGAAGGGCUCUUCUUUUUGUAUCUUCAUCUGGGACAUUUCUUGGUUGUUUUCUUGCUGGAACUUCAUUUUUUUUCAAGGGUCAAGCCAUUUUUCUCGAAUGGGUCCCUCUUCUUGCCGUUUCUGGUGUUCUGAUAUUCAUAGCAGCGUUCUCAAUUGGAAUGGGGGCUGUACCUUGGUUAAUCAUGUCUGAGAUAUUCCCCUUGCAUAUAAAAGGCGCUGCAGGGAGUGUAGCCGUGCUAGUGAAUUGGUUUGGUGCAUGGGCAGUUUCAUACAGUUUUAACUUUCUUAUUAACUGGAGUCCUGCUGGUACAUUCUGGUUGUUUUCCGGAUUUUGUAUCCUCACAGUUAUCUUUGUGGCAAAGUUAGUGCCUGAAACGAAAGGAAAAAGCUUGGAAGAAAUUCAAGCUUCCAUCAACUCAUAAUGGUCAAAUGAAAUUGCUGCUUGAAAGAAGUCACUAUAGUCUUAGGUAGAUAUUUGAGAAUCAUAACGUCGAAUGGGCGAUUAAUGUUAAGUUAGUAGCUGUCAGGUUUUGUUUAGUCUAGCUAGUAAUAUAUAUCUUAUUUUAUUAUUCAUUUAUACAUAUAUAAAAAAUUGGUUAUCUA